CUCUAAGUCAAUUCAAGAUUACCUAAUUAAACAUCUCUACCUUGGGUAGCUACCUAUCAUACCAUUGCGCCGCUAUCCUUCUUCAUACCAUACCAUGCCGCCAAAACGCAAAGCCGCAACCACCACCGCCGCCGCCGCGCCGAAAGAGAAACAGUCCAAACUAGCUAAAGAGCACAAUAUAUCGGCGCGCGAGGAGCGCGAGAUCAAGGAGGCGUUCGCGCUAUUUGCUGAGCCGGCCGAGGGCGAGAAGGAGGGCGUCAUACCGAUUAAGGACGUAAGGCGGGCUAUGGUCGCCCUAGGCCUACCCCCCAGCAAACCCGAGCUCGCCGAAUUCCUCGAGAUCCUCGACCCAGACGACGAAGGAUACGCGUCGUACGAGCCGUUCGUAGCGCUGUGCGCGCUGAAGCUGCACGCGCGCUCGGCCGGGCCCGCGGCGGAAGAAGUCGACGAGGCGUUCCGGUUGUUUACGGGGAGUACGGGUGCGGGUGGUGGGGACGAGGAGGUGUUGACGCUAUCGCAUCUCCGCCGCGUCGCCAUGACGCUCAAGCAGGACGUCGACGACCAGCUGCUUAAGGACAUGAUUCUGGAGGCGAACGGGGGCGCGGGGGUCGCCAAGGGCGUGGGCAGGGCCGAGUUCGAGGAGGUUAUGAGAAGGGCGGGGGCGUGGAAGUGAAAAAAAAGAUGGCGGGAUAUGUAUGUGGGAGGGGCAUGC
Molecule: messenger RNA, 712 nt
Organism: Daldinia vernicosa
Lineage: Eukaryota; Fungi; Ascomycota; Sordariomycetes; Xylariales; Hypoxylaceae
Product: calmodulin
Exons: 3
Coding region: 95-673 (192 amino acids)
Source: RefSeq, a predicted model, not a curated record